Messenger RNA from Blastocystis hominis, 936 nucleotides. RefSeq lists its product as hypothetical. The record is from RefSeq and is a predicted model, not a curated record. The transcript is spliced from 5 exons. Lineage: Eukaryota; Bigyra; Opalinata; Blastocystidae. Gene Ontology annotation, molecular function: flavin adenine dinucleotide binding; tRNA dihydrouridine synthase activity. Gene Ontology annotation, biological process: tRNA dihydrouridine synthesis. The coding region runs from base 1 to 936 and encodes 311 amino acids.
AUGCUUGCAUAUGCAGCUAAAAUAUUACAGGAUCGUGGAUACAAUGAAAUUAAUUUAAACUGCGGAUGUCCCAGUAAAACUGUUUCUUCUCACAACUUUGGUGCCAAGCUAAUGUUGGAUCCUCCUUUGGUACGUCGAAUCAUUGAAUCGAUGAAAGCAGAAGUAACGAUUCCCAUUACGGUCAAAUGUCGCAUCGGCGUCGACAACUGUGAUUCCUACGAAUCCCUGGUUCACUUUAUUUCCGUUGUUAGCGGGGUUUCUCCCUCUUCCGAUUCAUCUGCUGAAGAAGCGACUGAGCCAACUGAUGCUUCUGCAGCUUCCGCAGCCCCCCUCGUGUCCCACUUCAUUGUUCAUGCUCGGAAAUGUUGGUUGAACGGUGUAAACACGCGAGAAAACCGUCGAAUCCCCGAUCUGCGUCCUGAUUGGGUGUUUCGCCUCCUCGACGAUUUCCCGACAUUGGAUUUCACGCUAAACGGAGGAAUCAAAUCGUUUGCAGAGGCGCAGCGCUAUCUGGACGAAUUAUCACCGAAACGAGGCCGAAAGCUGCGUGGAGUGAUGAUAGGAAGAAUGGCGAUGCAAUGCCCGUGGAUGUUUCGACAUGUUGAUGAAAUCUUCUACGGAUGUAAAGGACCGGGGCUUUCUCGUAGACAAAUCGUAGAGCGGUACUGCGAUUAUGUAGAAAAACUACAGGAAACUCACCAAAAGUGGAAACCAAAGAAUGAUGUCGUGUUUCGACCGCUUUGCACUCUGUUUAGCGGAGCUCCAAGAGGAGGAGCCGUAUUUCGAGGCGUGCUGCAAGAUAAACUGUGCAUUCAAAAGAUGCCAAUUCGACAGGCAGUGAUGGAAUCUCUAAAAUGCUUUGAUUCGGAGGUGUUGGAUGAAAUUGAUGACUAUGAUCCUAAAAAUAUCGAGUCUUAUUCUGUAGUAAUUGAAUAG